CGCCGAGGGGGCAAGCGCUGCUCUAGUGGCAGUGCCGCCGGGACGGGGAGGCGACGUGACGUGGCCGGGGCGCGACGGCCUCCUCCCGCGGCGGGGGAGACGCGGCGGAUUCCAGCGGUGGGAGAGGAGGCGGCGGCGGUGCCGCGGGCCGCGCGGGUGAUUCACGCCUUGCCCUGCUCCGACGCGUUGCCGGCUGGGGCCAUGCGCGGCGACGCGAGGGAAAGUCGCAACAGCCGCCUGGGCUAGGUGACGGCAUCGGGGGACCAUGAACUGGGGGGUGUUCGAAGGGCUCCUCAGCGGGGUCAACAAGUACUCGACGGCCUUCGGCCGCGUCUGGCUCUCCGUGGUCUUCAUCUUCCGCCUGCUGGUCUACGUGGUGGCGGCCGAGCGGGUCUGGAGCGACGACCACAAGGACUUCGACUGCAACACGCGGCAGCCGGGCUGCGGCAACGUCUGCUUCGACCACUUCUUCCCCGUCUCCCACAUCCGCCUCUGGGCCCUGCAGCUCAUCCUGGUCACCUGUCCCUCCCUGCUCGUCAUCAUGCACGUGGCCUACCGGGAGGCCAAGGCGCAGCGGCACCGCGCCGCCGAGGGGGACGGCGGCCGCCGCGGCUACCCCGACCCCGGCAAGAAGCGGGGAGGCCUGUGGUGGACCUACCUGCUCAGCCUCGUCUUCAAGGCCGCCGUGGACGUGAUUUUCCUCUACAUCUUCUACCGCUUCUACCGGAACUACACCCUGCCGCGCGUGGUGAAGUGCGAGCUGCCGCCGUGCCCCAACGUCGUGGACUGCUUCAUCUCCCGGCCCACCGAGAAGAACAUCUUCACCCUCUUCAUGGUGGUCACCGCCUGCGUCUGCAUCGUGCUGAGCCUCGUCGAGGCCGGCUACCUGAUAGGCAAGCGCUGCCGCGAGCGCCUGGGCGCCCGGCGCGGGGAGGACCACGGGCGCCGCCGGGACCGCGCUCCCUCCCGCGCAGACUCGGCCGAAGCCGGGGGGCAGGUUUUCCAGGGGACGGACUACAAGCCCCCCGUGGCCUCCGUCCCUGCCGGCGCGCUGCAGGACGAAGAGGCCCUUCCCUAGGGGCCGGGGGAUGCAGGCGCCGUCCCGCGGGAGGGAGCUGCCCCUCCGCCAGGGCAGCUCGGGGAGGGGGUUGUACGUCGGCUUUUGACCCUGCGUCUCUCGGGGAAGACGCAGGACGUCGUGCCGACGGGCUGGGUGAGGGCAGGUGCUGCGGGACGUGCGCGCGCUCUCCGAGAGCCGCCGUGCUGCGCGCCGCCGGGGCCGGGAUGCAGCCCCGGUGCACUCGAGCCGCGCGGUCCAGCCAUCGUGCACCCACUCCGUCUGGCUUUGAGCAUAAUUUCACAGCAAAUAAAAGCUUCUGCCUCUAAGAAA
Messenger RNA from Dromaius novaehollandiae (emu), 1390 nucleotides. Its product is annotated as gap junction beta-5 protein-like. Gene Ontology annotation, cellular component: connexin complex. The record is from RefSeq and is a predicted model, not a curated record. Gene Ontology annotation, molecular function: gap junction channel activity. Lineage: Eukaryota; Metazoa; Chordata; Aves; Casuariiformes; Dromaiidae. Gene Ontology annotation, biological process: cell-cell signaling. The transcript is spliced from 2 exons. Bases 266 to 1078 code for a protein of 270 amino acids.